Messenger RNA from Betta splendens (Siamese fighting fish), 1576 nucleotides. RefSeq lists its product as uncharacterized. The record is from RefSeq and is a predicted model, not a curated record. NCBI's taxonomy places the organism in Eukaryota, Metazoa, Chordata, Actinopteri, Anabantiformes, Osphronemidae. The coding region runs from base 1 to 768 and encodes 255 amino acids. The transcript has 7 exons.
AUGGCAUCGCUCAUGUUUGCUUCAUGUCUGACUUGUCUUUUGGUUUGGAACAAAGCCUUGGCAACAGAUUCUAAUGUGUCUAUUCGUCAAGACGGAGGUUUGAUAUUGGCUGAUGCUGGUGGCACAGUGACUUUACGAUGUUUCUAUGAAUGUAACACUCAAGCGGUGUUUCACUGUAUCUUUACAUACAAGUUUGAAUUUGCUGAGGGCGUCACAGUCAGUGUUAAGGGUUCAGACUCCAACGUCCCAGCUCUUGUGCAUCAGUCAGUGUUUGGGAGCAUCCAGCCAGGAGGCUCUGUGACUCUGAACUGUUUAGUACAAACUGGGACCUGUGAUGGACAACACAGUGUUUACUGGUUCAAAGACACUGGAGAAGCUCGUCCAGGAAUUAUUUACACCCACAGAGACAGAAAUGAUCAUUUCUCUCCCGUUUCCAAACAGAAUGUGUUUGGAAACGGGACCACACUGGACUUUGAGGAUGUUGAUGAGUCCUUCAUGCUGGUGUGCGUCUUGAGUGGAGCCUCAGUGUUCACUACCCUCCUGGUGGUCUUCCUGGCUUACCCUGCUUAUAGAACAUAUAAGGCAAAUGGCUGCCAAUGCACAGACUUUAAAGAAAGAUCUCAACCGUCUUCUGCCCCAAAUGCAGAGGUUUAUGAAGAUGCAGAGAACCUCAAUUAUGGUGCAAUGAAGAGGAACCAGAUGAGCAGAUCAGCAAGACAGAGAGGUGACACAUGGAGUGAAUGUGUGUACUCUCAUGUGAGGAUGUAGGUUCCAGUCAACAGAACUUUUGGGUAUCACUUCAUAAACUGUACUGUACAAAGACCUACAAAGUUAAAAUCCAGAAAACUGCAUAAGUAAAAAAAAGAUCUACAUGUAUUAAUAUCUACUAAGUAUGAAUCUACGCAUGUUUGCUUCACACUUACCAAUCAACGUAGAAAUGAGCACAGGUGAAUGCAUAGCACACUCCUCCCAUGACACGCCUCUAUAUAAAUAUGUUAUAUCAUUUAAAUAUGGUCUGCGUCUGCGCAGUAUAGAGUUGGAUCAUAUGUCUACAGGUCCCACACAGCAGCAGAAAUUAACAAAAUAAAAGUGGUCUGACAUUAAAGGUGGAUGUGAAGCAAAAGCAUCAAAGCGUCACCAAAAGAGGCUGAGGAGAAGGAGAAACAAACCUUAUGACAUUGUUUAGCAACUAAUAGGAAGUUUUUACAUCAAAUCACCAACUUGUAUUGACACUGAAAACAGGAUGUACUUUGGGGGCGCAUAGAUUCUAUGCACAACAGGAAUUAAUAUUAAGACCAUUAAAUUAUUUACUGACCAAGGAACCACCAAUCUGGUUCCAGCUUCAAAUUUGCCAUGUUGUUUUUUAAAAUGAAUAGAUUGUGCAUUAAACCAGGCACCUCAUCACAAUGUUGCUGACUGUAGCUGCAUUUGUGCAUCACAGAUUAUUUGUACAUUGAUGAAAUAAAAAUGAUUUCUGUUGACAUGUGCCACUUCAUCCUGUGACAGUGCUUUUAUAGUGAUGCGUGUCCAGUUCAUGGGUCCGAUCACGUCAGGUAAACCUGAUCUGGCUGCAAAC